This is a messenger RNA of Triplophysa dalaica, 1428 nucleotides long. It is a transcript of the gene thap1, whose product is annotated as THAP domain containing, apoptosis associated protein 1. Gene Ontology annotation, molecular function: sequence-specific DNA binding. The record is from RefSeq and is a predicted model, not a curated record. NCBI's taxonomy places the organism in Eukaryota, Metazoa, Chordata, Actinopteri, Cypriniformes, Nemacheilidae.
UUACGUCACGUUGUGCGCGCGGAAUAUCGUAGGGUAAAAUGUAAACAUGUUGUCGUGUGAAUAUUAUUUCUCACUGUAAUUAUAUAUAUAUCCAACUCUAUGUGAUAAUAUAUAAAUGAGAUGACGUGGAUCGCAGUGAAUGAAUGAUGGUUCAGUCAUGCUCCGCGCACGGGUGCACAAACAGAUACAGCAGAGAUAAAAACAUCUCCUUUCAUAAAUUCCCGCUGGCCAGACCUGAUGUGUGUGAUAAAUGGUUGAGCGCUAUGAAGAGAAGAAACUUUAAACCCACAAAGUACAGCAGCAUCUGCUCGCAACACUUCACCAGAGACUCUUUCAGACAAGAGUGCAACAACCGUGUGCUGAAGGACGAGGCUGUGCCGUCUCUCUUCGCUGUCAGCAAACUACACAUACAACAACAACAACAACAACAACAACAGGCGAGAUCUCUGGGGGAAGAUGCGAUUUUAAGCCUCCACCCCGGCCCCUUCAUCUCCUCCGACCACAACUACACGGUGGAGGACGCGACCCAGCAGAAGAGACGGAUCACACAGCUGGAGUCACAGCUGGAGAAACUCAGGAGGAACCUGAAGACGGUACAGCAGAAAUGUCGCCGUCAGGAGAGACAGCUGGAACGUUUCAGAGCCGCCACCAGUGACUUCCAGAAGUCAGGCACACUGGGAGAAAACUGCCUCAUCUUACCCAAAAAGAUGCAUGACCUCCUGAAAGAAAGGAAACCAUGAAGAGAUGUGAGAGAACGUGUCGCAGAUCAUCAGGACUCACUGCAGUCACAGGCUCAGAAUGAUUCUCAGGUCUCGCAGUGUAAGAAGAGAUUUUCUAAACCUCUAGUCUCAAAGCCAAAGGGAAAUAACAUGAACACUUGCACGUGAUUCUGACUAAUGGAGCACAAAUCAGAGUUUAUUUACUGAAUUCAUUGAGAUGUGUGCCUUGCAAAUGUUCGUCUGCUCUGAAAUGUUGUGGUGAGAUUUCACUUCAUCUCUUUUAUGUUCUCCCAGACGUAUAUCAAAGGGCUUUUUGAUUUGCGUUUGUCUGCUAAUGUUUUAUUGUUCAGACAACAAUCAGUGAAAGCCAUAUACUGAAGAACAAACUUGAUCUUUAGGUGGGAAAAGAGAAAUUAGAGUUGCCUUAUGUUCACAGUGCAAGUGUUUAUGUGAAUGGAGAGUUUUAACACAUUAUUAUUCAUGUUAACGUAUGUGUGUGUGCGUGGGUUUGAAUGGACUUCACUUGUAUUCUGAAAGUCUCUCUUUAUGUUCUUUCUGUAAAAGAUGAUGAGUUGGAGCUAGGCACCAUCCCACAAUAAAAAACACCUUUGUCAAAAGUUUUAAAAGCCAAUAUUGCAUUUAUUAGGGCUUUUGGAAAUGAUGUUGUCUGGCAUAUGAAACAUACUUAAGAAGCUCAGUCUCAAAGCCU